AUGUCUAUUGCUCACGGAAUCCGUACUUUGGGCGUCCUCGGAGCAGGCCAGAUGGGUACUGGCAUCGCGAUGGUUGCAGCCCUUCGCGCCAAAGUGCCAGUGCUGCUACACGAUCGCUCAAGUGAACAAGUAACCAAGGGACUUUCCCUAGUGGACAAGCUCCUGGCCAAAGAUGUAUCAAAAGGGCGUUUGACAAACGAAGAGGCCAAAGAGGCUCGAGAUAGGAUCACUGUUGUUGGAUCGGAGGCUGGGAUCAAGGGGCUGAGAGACGUCGACAUGGUCAUCGAGGCAGUCUCAGAGUCUCUGCCUCUCAAGCAGUCAAUAUUCGGAUCAUUCGCAGCUGAGCUGAGGCCCGACGCGAUUCUGGCCACAAAUACCAGCUCCAUCAGCAUCACCAAAAUAGCAGCUGCAUCCAUCCCCAAUGGACUCAGUGCUGCGAGCGAAGUAGGGAAGAAAAGCGCGUCGCGCGUUGUUGGACUACAUUUCUUCAACCCAGUGCCAGUUAUGAAACUCGUGGAGUUGAUUUCUGCCCUCCAAACAUCGGAAGAAACCCUCGAGAGAGCCCGAUCUUUUGCCGUUGCAUGUGGAAAGGAGGUCACCGUGUCAAAAGAUGUUCCUGGAUUUGUUUCAAACGCACUCUUGAUGCCAUUCAUUAACGAGGCUAUUAUGUGCUUGGAGAAGGGUACGGCGACGCGCGAGGAUAUUGAUACCACACUAAAACUAGGAAUGAACCAUCCCAUGGGCCCACUACAGCUUGAUACCUGUCUAGCUAUUCAGCAGACUCUAUACGAGGGCACGCGCGAUUCCAAAUACCGACCAAGCAUCCUAUUGGAGCGCAUGGUUGAUGCGCAAUGGUAUGGAAAAAAGAACGGGAAAGGAUUCUACGAAUACAAGUAA
This is a messenger RNA of Psilocybe cubensis, 897 nucleotides long. RefSeq lists its product as uncharacterized. Bases 1 to 897 code for a protein of 298 amino acids. The transcript is spliced from 8 exons. Gene Ontology annotation, molecular function: NAD+ binding; oxidoreductase activity, acting on the CH-OH group of donors, NAD or NADP as acceptor. Lineage: Eukaryota; Fungi; Basidiomycota; Agaricomycetes; Agaricales; Agrocybaceae. The record is from RefSeq and is a predicted model, not a curated record. Gene Ontology annotation, biological process: fatty acid metabolic process.